This is a messenger RNA of Chlamydomonas reinhardtii, 3816 nucleotides long. RefSeq lists its product as uncharacterized. The record is from RefSeq and is a predicted model, not a curated record. The transcript has 15 exons. Gene Ontology annotation, molecular function: protein binding. NCBI's taxonomy places the organism in Eukaryota, Viridiplantae, Chlorophyta, Chlorophyceae, Chlamydomonadales, Chlamydomonadaceae. The coding region runs from base 160 to 3216 and encodes 1018 amino acids.
AUAUAUAAUAUAAAACCAUGGCGGUAAGAAAGGGGCCUAUGAUUAUGCAAACGACUCGGUCACUCGGUUGUCACUCCGCGCACAAGCGCAGCGUGUCAGUCUAACUGUGUCAUAAUGCACCUCGGAGGAAUAAUCACCUGAUUAGCUUACCCCUCGACAAUGCAUCGCGGGCCACACAAGCCGGCGACCUCGUUGCUGCACGUCAGCUCGGCGCUCCGACGCAGGUGCGAUGGCGAGGAGAUGACUCUGGCCAAGCUGGUAGAGAUUUGCGUUGAGAGCGGCCAGCCCCGCACGCCGCUGGCCGUCACGCGCCUAGAGCUCGGCUGCCAACUAUUCGAGCGCAUCGGGGAGUGCGUUGCCGAGUACAGGGAGGUGCAGCAGCUGCACGUGGACCGCAACCGCAUCAGCCGCAUUGAGAACCUGUCGGCGUUCAAGCACCUGCGUUGCCUAUACCUCCAGGGCAACCGCAUCCGGGUGGUUGAGGGCCUGGAGGGGUUGCGGCAGCUGCGGCUGCUGAACCUGUCCGCCAACCAGCUCACGCACCUGGCCGGCGGCGGACUGGAGCGACUGCCGCGCCUGGAGACGCUGCUGGUAUCCGACAACCAGCUUGCUAGCGCAGACGCUGUGCGCUGUCUGGCGGGUUGCACGGCGCUGUGCGAGUUGGAUUUGGGCCACAACCAGCUGGCGGAGGCUGAGGGCGUGCUGCAGGUCUUGGAGGCAGUGCCGCAGCUGCAAACCCUGACCCUGGCUGGCAAUCCCAUGACCCAGACCGCGGCUGGGGCUGUGGCCGCCGCCGUCGCCUCCUCCGCCGGCGCCACGGCACCAGGUGCCGCCCCGCACGCACCGCUAGCGUUCUACAGGCGGACGGUGGUGGCGCGCUGCCGGCAGCUGACGGCGCUGGACCACCGCGCCGUGUUCCCGCAGGAGCGCCGCUACGCCGAGGCCUGGUGGGAGGAGCAGCUGCAGGCGCAGGCAGGGGCGCAGGCACGGACGCAACAGGCGCUCACGUGGCCCUUGGGCACCGCUGCGCCCGUCCCAUCCGCGUCCACGGCGGUGGCAGACAUGGGCAGAGCCGGCAACGAGGGCCUCGUGGAUGGCUGCGCAUCAUCGUCGCCGGCGGGCUCGUCGUGGGUAGCUGCGGGAGAGCGCGCAGGCGCCUCGGCGCGCUCUGCCUCCCUGCCCGCUGCGCUCGCCGUGACGUCGCCGCUGGACAUGUCGCGGCUGCCGCAGGACGUCCUUUACCCGGUGCUGACGCGGCUGGACGCCAGGUCGCUGGUGAUGAGCGCCCUGGCCUGCCGCCACUGGUGCGGCGUGGCGGCCUACCCCCUGGCGGCCACACGGACCGCGCGGGCACAGGCGGCCCUGGUGGACGCGGCGGCGGCGGUGCCGCGUCUGGCGGAGGAGCUUAUGGCGGCAGUGACUGGUGGAGCAGCGGCACCCGGGCUGGGGCGGGGGCCGGGUCUAGGCCCCGUGGCGGCAGCGGCAGCAGCAGGCGCACAGGCGCCGGACAGCGGCGGUGUGGAGCAGCUGCAGGAGCUACUCGCCAUACGCACGCCCGCACGGCCGCUGGUACAGCUCUUCUUCUCGCUGCAGGUCUUGUGGGAUACCUACCUCCGCCGCUGCGCCCAUCGGGCUGCCGCGGCUGUGUCAGUGGCGGCCGGUGCUGCCGCGGGCACGGACGCCGAUGCGGGCAUGGAGUCAAGCGCACACCUAGGCGGCCUGCCCACGGCCGGCUCACAUAGCAGCAGCCCGGGGUGUGAGGCGGCUGGAGCAUUCGACGCUGCAAACAAGUCGGCAGCAGCAGCCGGCACAAGUGGCGUUGGCGCGCCCUGUGACCCCUGCUCACAAACGGCGGAGGACCAGGACUCAGAUGCGGAUCUGGCAUUGGCGCUAGCACUUAGCUUGCAGCAAGGCAAUGCGGGGGUGGCGGAGGAGGAGCAGGCGAGGGAAGGGAGAGGGGCACGGAGCCCGGGGCAAAGCCACCUCCCAGUUGCUGACGGGGAUGUAGAGGUGUCAGGCGCACCGGCGACCGUCGCCGCGGGUUACGCCGCGGCUGCAGGAUUGCAGCCGGGCGUUGAGCCGGCAUCGCUGGGCGAGGCCGACGUCGAGCAUGACGCAGGGGCGCUAGCGGCUGCCGCCGGCGAUGCGGAGGUUGAGCAGGAGGCAAGGGGGGAUCCGGAGGGCCUAGCAGCAGCAGUCACAGCAGCAGAGGAAGUUGCCACGGCCGCCACGGAGGACCCAGCCUUGGAUCCUGCGUUGGGCCCUGUCCUAUACCCCGGCAGUGACUCGGAGGCCUCUGGCUCCGAGGGGUGCUCGGAGCUGGAGGUGGAGGAGACCGACAUGGACAGCCACGCGUGGCGCAUGGCGGCGUGGGAGCAGGCACAGCACAUGCUGCGGGCCCGGGCCUUUGUCUUGCCGGCGCUGCCCGCCGCGCUGCCGCUGGGCCCACGCGCCCUGGCGCUGCUGCGCAGCCGCACCGGCAGCGCCGAUGACCUGGACUUCUACGUGCCGCAGCUGCGCCCGCAAGACGUGGCCCGCCACAACGCCAGCGCAGGAAGGCUGACCGAGUGGCUGCUGGGUGUGGAAGCACACUGCCGCGCCGCACACGAGCUGGAUGCAGCUGCGGCCUGGGCAUGGCCGCGGCAGCUCGUCGCGCGCCAGGCGGAGGAGCCGGCGGCGGCGGCGGCAGCGGCGGCGGCGGAGCAGCCGCUGGCUGUGGAACAGGGGCCGGAGGCCUUGGGUGCCACAGCCGGCAACCUGGCGGCAAGUGCAGGCGGAUUCGCGGCGCCUGUGGCAUCUCUCCCGGCGGGCGGUGAGGAUAAGAAGGGCGGGGCGGCGGGUGUGCAGCGCUGGCCCGCGGCGGCGGCGGCGGCGCUCGAGAUGCGGGCGGCGCUGGGACGCAUGCUGGCGGCGCGGCGGGCCGAGGCAAUGGCCAGGGCGGCGGCGGCCGCGGCAGUGCGGGCGGCGGCAGAGGCGGCGGCAGCGGCAGCGGCCGCGGCUGCGGCUGCUGGGGCAGAGGCGGCUGCGGAGGCACAGGCUGCCGCGAUUGUGGAUGCAGUGGGCCAGGUUGCAGAUGCCGGCGCGGGGUUGGCUUUUCAUCCGGAGCCUAACGCAUCUGGAGAUCGGGCCGGGGUUGCCGAUGCUGGUGGCGCUGGUGCCCCCACACCAGCUGGGAUUGGUCCCGCAGGUACCUGCAGUGCGCCGGUGGUGCGGUAGUAGGGGCGUCUGGAGCAGCAGCUCGGUUGGUGCCUAGCGCAGCGUUGCGCCAAGUCAGGUGGGCAUCGACGCCUCACAGAUAGAGGACUAUCCAGACGAGGAUGGUGGAGAGGCUGGCGAUGCGUUGGGUGCAGGCGGCAUGAGGCAAGGGGACCAGGCCGCCGGCUUGUGAAGCUCAACUCCUGCGUCUGGAUGCAGGUGGCGGAAUUCGAGUGGCCAGGUGCUAUACUGUAUAGGUGCUAUACUUUAUACCGUCUACGGCUCAUGGCUGCGGGUGCUCAGGCGACUGCUCGCCACUCCGACCAACCCAGGCAAAUAGCGCAGGCAAGACCGCGCCCGAAAGCCAAUCGCGUACGAAUGCACACACAAACCCUUGCCUGCUAGGCCCUCUAGUACGCCAACUCAGUGGCGGCUCUGACAUGCGCUCUUGCGCCUUUAGUGAGGGCUGCUCCCUGGUCGUGGCGUCCACACCCUCCCAGCCUUUGCGGGGCACGCCCAGCUGUGCCCUGCAGGACCGGCAGUGUUACGGAACCGUGCCCUGCUGGACCGGCGCCCAGAUGCAUACGCAUUUAAAUACAUCUAUUGUAAGCGUGCAUGGCC